CAAUGGUGGGAUCGUUUUUAAGAAAACUUUAACAUUUUCGGCGCCAUCUCUAAACAUGAGGAAAUUGUUAAUAAAACUUCAUCGCAGUCAUUGUGGGCCAUUACAAUUGACAAUAGUAAUUCUCAGUUUAUUUCUCCUGUUUGCUGUCAUCGGGGACCCUCGAUGGGCUGCAAAUUCUUUUAAAGAGGAACCGAGAGUUAUGUCAUGGCAAAUUGUAAACUAUCAAAAUACUACCUCAGGGACAAGUGAGCCCAAAAUUGUCGGUAAUCCUUAUUUAAUGUUAUCUUCCGAUGAGGCAAGUAAUAUAAAAAGACAAUUCGAAGUUAGAAGAAGAAGAGUGCAGCAUCUCUGUAUAUACAGCAAAGAGAACCCUUCUAUUCUGGAGUCUGCGGUGUCAAAAAUAAUUAUAGACGAAAAACAUGGAAUAUCGUGGUGCCCCGUAUACAAAGCUGCAAGUUCUGUGUGGAUGCAGAAUUUUGCAUCGCUCCGAGGUCUCCUGUCUGAGCCGAUAAUGGAUCUUAUUCGUAAAAAUAUUAUUCAAGUAAACAGCAUUGUUAGACAGUCGCUUUCAAAGGACAUAAAUGCGAAUCAAUCUCUUGAGAAAAUAGAAGAGACAAAAAAACUCCUCAUAGUACGUCAUCCCUUUGAACGUCUUUUAUCUGCAUACAGGGAUAAGUUAGAACACAAAGAAGGGCGAGAAUACUAUUACACUCGAUUUGGCCGACACAUUACACAUCGAUAUCGCCGAAGGAAAAAUCCCUCUGACAUGAGACUAGAACCAACGUUUGUAGAAUUUCUAGAAUUUAUUGUGAAAGAAAAAUACUUUGAUGAACACUGGGUACCUUAUUACGACUCUUGUGCCCCUUGUAAAAUUCAAUACGACUAUAUUUUAAAGUUUGAAACUCUACUAGAGGAGCAAAGUAUAUUUUUAAGUGAUACCGGCUUGUUCGGUUAUCUAUACCAAGUGGGAGAUGCAAGGAAUGCUAUUCCACAUGAAAGUACAACCAGGACAGUAGCAAAAGAUUAUUUUGAAAAUGUACCAAAAUUGCUUUUAAAAGAAGUUCAUAAAGUCUACGAGAAGGACUUCAAAUUGUUCGCAUAUAGUCCAGGAGAGUAUUUCUAUAUGUCAUUAGAUAAUAAUCCUGUUAAUGUAAAUAAAAGUGUUAUUUAAAUGAAAUGUAUUUUUCUCGCUAAUAUAAUCUUUUCCAUGUCUGAAAAUGUAACAAUGUAACUCACUUGUCCAA
Molecule: messenger RNA, 1244 nt
Organism: Orussus abietinus
Lineage: Eukaryota; Metazoa; Arthropoda; Insecta; Hymenoptera; Orussidae
Product: carbohydrate sulfotransferase 11
Exons: 4
Coding region: 56-1171 (371 amino acids)
Biological process (GO): carbohydrate biosynthetic process
Cellular component (GO): membrane
Molecular function (GO): sulfotransferase activity
Source: RefSeq, a predicted model, not a curated record